AUGCCGAGAGAGAAAGAACUGGAGCCGGUCUACUGCAGGGAAGCCAAAGAUAUGGGAAGGAACGCAUUACACAGGGAUCAGGUUCUGAGAUGGCAAGUACUAUAUCCUUUCUUCGCUUCUUUGUUCUGCCGGGCACUUUCUGAGCACAUCAGCUACUCUAUCCCUGAGGAAAUGGAGAAAGGAUCGGUGGUGGGGAAUCUCGCUAAGGAUCUGGGGCUGGAUGUGCGGGAUUUGCCGGCUCGGAAGCUGCGAGUUAAUGGAAAGAAGCAGCAUUUUGCCGUAAGCACUGAGAGUGGGGAAUUGCUUAUAAGCGACAGAAUAGACAGGGAGCAUUUGUGCGGGAAGAAGUCUGUGUGUGCCCUGACGUUAGAAACUGUAACUGAAAAUCCCUUAAAUGUUUUUCAUGUAAUCAUAGUCAUACAAGAUAUUAAUGACAAUCCACCUCAUUUUCCUCAAAAUAUCAUCAAUUUGCAGAUUAAUGAAUUAGCCCUUAAGGGUUCUCGAUUUGGGCUAGAAUCUGCUGUAGAUCCAGAUGUGGGUGUCAAUUCCCUGCAAAAUUACCAACUUAGCUCUAAUGAAUAUUUCUCUAUGGUUGUAAAGGAGAGUCCAGAUGGUAGAAAAUACCCAGAGUUAGUAAUGGAGAAACCUCUGGACCGGGAAAAGCAGAGUUCUCAUCACUUGGUUCUGGUGGCUGUGGAUGGAGGCAACCCAGUUUUAAGCAGCACCGCUCAGAUCAUAAUCAAAGUCACUGACGCGAAUGAUAAUCCACCAGUCUUCAGUCAGGACUUCUACAAAGUCAGUCUUCGAGAGAACCUGCCCCCGGGCUCCUCAGUGCUAAGGGUGAUGGCCACAGACAAGGAUGAAGGAAUCAAUGCGGAAAUCACCUAUUUCUUUAAAACCACUACGGAUAAUGCUCUUAACAUAUUUCACUUGGAUCAUAAAAAUGGAGAAAUUAAAACUCAAGGGCAUCUAGACUUCGAAGACAUUGAGAGAUAUACACUGAGUGUAGGAGCAAGGGAUGGGGGUGGUAUGGCUGCUGAAUGCAAAGUUAUACUCGAAAUUCUAGAUGAAAAUGACAACCAACCGGAAGUGACGUUUACCUCUGUGUCUAGCACCAUUGCAGAGGAUGCGGUUCCAGGAACCGUGAUUGCUUUCUUCAAAACCGAGGAUCGGGAUUCUGGUGUCAAUGGGGAGGUCACGUGCCACGUAGAGGAAAACGCACCUUUCAGACUAGAAUCUUCUUCCAGGAACUACUACAAACUGCUGACAGAUGGACCCCUGGACCGCGAGCAGACCCCACAGUAUAACGUUACAAUUACUGCCUCGGACAGGGGAAAGCCUCCUCUGUCCACCAGCAAAACCCUCACCCUCCACAUAGCUGACGUCAAUGACAAUCCUCCCGUUUUCCUCCAACCUUCCUAUGUUGUUUACCUCCCUGAGAACAACCCCUCUGGAGCCUCCAUCACCAGGGUCUCAGCCUCUGACUCGGACCUAGAGGGGAACGGCCGAGUGUCCUAUUCCAUCGUCAGCAGUGACCUGGCCUCUCCACCUCUGUCCUCCUACGUAUCGGUCUAUAGCCACAGCGGGGCCGUCUUCGCUCAGCGCUCCUUCGACUAUGAGCAGGUCCGCACCUUCGAGUUGACGCUGCAGGCCUGUGACGCUGGUUCCCCGGUCCUUUGUGCCAAUGUCACCCUGCAAGUGUUCAUCUUGGACCGCAAUGACAACGCCCCAAACAUCCUCUACCCAGCCCUGGGGCCUGACAGAUCAGCACUCUUCGACAUGGUCCCCCGCUCUGCGGAGCCAGGAUACUUGGUCACCAAAGUGGUGGCGGUGGAUGCAGACUCGGGACACAAUGCCUGGUUGUCCUACCGCGUUCUGCAGGCCACGGAUCCGGGACUCUUCAGCCUGGGGCUGCGCACCGGUGAGAUCCGGACUGCUAGGGCUUUGGCUGAAAGAGAUGCUGCCCGGCACCGCCUUCUGGUCUCUGUGCAGGAUGGAGGCCAGCCCCCUCUGUCGGCCACUGUGGCUCUGCAUCUGGUCUUUGCAGACAGUCUGAAAGAGGCAAUGCCGGAGAUGACAGAUGAGCGCUCAGAUACCUCCAAUACCCAAUCUGAGCUACAGUUUUACUUGGUAAUAGCUUUGGCGUUAAUCUCGAUUCUGUUUCUAAUCACAAUCAUAUUUGCCAUCAUUCUACGCUUUCGGAGAUACUCCAAUCGCAAAACAUUAGGUUGUUUCUCACCAGAUGUCUACUCAAGGCCUACAAUCCCAUCCAAUUAUGAAGAUGGAACCUUGCCUUAUUCCAAUCAAACAUGUUUGCCUACAGAAUUAGGAAAGUAUGAAUUCACUUUUCUUAAGCCCAAUGACCAGAGUUCUGCCGAACAGAAUUUCCUUUCCUAUAGUCCUUUUGAUGCUUUAGCAAGUGAUCCUUCUGAAAUUCCUAAUGAUUUGCAGAGCAACCCAGUUGGCUACAAAGAGCACAAGCAGAUCAGAAAUCAACCUCUGGGGCUGCACGGAAAAUUUGGCCACAAGCAGUUCCAGUUCUGA
Trichosurus vulpecula (common brushtail) is the source of this 2544-nucleotide messenger RNA. Its product is annotated as protocadherin gamma-B5-like. The record is from RefSeq and is a predicted model, not a curated record. Gene Ontology annotation, biological process: homophilic cell-cell adhesion. Gene Ontology annotation, molecular function: calcium ion binding. Gene Ontology annotation, cellular component: plasma membrane. The transcript has 3 exons. Lineage: Eukaryota; Metazoa; Chordata; Mammalia; Diprotodontia; Phalangeridae. The coding region runs from base 1 to 2544 and encodes 847 amino acids.